Messenger RNA from Styela clava, 3678 nucleotides. RefSeq lists its product as uncharacterized. The record is from RefSeq and is a predicted model, not a curated record. NCBI's taxonomy places the organism in Eukaryota, Metazoa, Chordata, Ascidiacea, Stolidobranchia, Styelidae.
AAGAGCGGUCAAUUUCAGGGACACACGUAGCCUACAGUAUAACAUAGUUGGUUUGAUGAUCAGAUAGUUCCAUUGUAAUUGUCAGACAAAAAGAUAUGAUGUGAUUGAAAUUUUUACCAUUCACUGGUUCUUCAAGUAUUUUGUUAGUAAUCUGCGUGUCGCCAAAACUUAUUUAUUUGUUUUUAGCAUGCGCCUCGAUAUAUCAACAAUGUGUUGUUCAUUUGUGCAUGUUUUAUAUAAAGCACCUAUUUUGUAAUGUGUAACUUCUACAUGGUUACAACGUUUUGUCAUGGGUGUUAAUACUUGGAGAAUAUUGAUAGUCCUCAUAAUAACAUAUGAAGUAGAUCUAACAGUUGGAAAGAGUUGCCACUACAACAACCUACAUGCAUUAUAUGGAUGGACAUUGGUGAAGAGUCCUGGAUAUCCAAGAAAAUUUCCAUCUCAGACACAGUGCUGGUGGAAAAUAUCUGCUCCGCCUCAAUAUAAAAUCCAAUUGGAGCUUACUGACUUUGCAUUGGUGGAACCAAAUUCACAAAAUAGAUGCAUUUGGCAGUGGUUGAAUGUUGUAGAUGGAACAAUUAAAGAAGGCGAAGAUGAAACAGGACCAGGUCAACCGCCCAUGUUAACUUUAUGUGGAACUAAUCGCCCAAGAAUCGUCAUAUCGAGUGGUAAUACUUUGAGAUUAAAUUUGCACUCUAACGCUGCUGCAGCGUCAUCUUCAUACAGAGGAUUUUCAGCAAGAUAUAAAUACACAACUGACGCCGCGUUUAUGCCAUCAAGCAUGUCGAAUCUUUUACCGAGUUCUGCUGCUUCUCCUGGCAAGCCCCCUGCCGCACCGGCAUCAUCUUCAGGAAUUCGAUCCAUAGGAGAUGUCAUAGCACCAUUUGCUAAAUCAAGGCCUCUUCCACCCAACCCUAAUGCCGUGUUGACGCUUAAGAAUCGAAGAACCGAAGCUAAAAAUCGAGCAAGGAACGAAGCUGAAAAUAGCCAUAAUAAUAACGGCCCAGUUUACUAUAGUGGAGGUAGAAAUCCAUCGCAAUAUGAAAAACCGGCAACAAGGAUUAUUCCAACAUUGGCAAAUAAUAUUAUACAACAAGAUGAACUGCCAUCUCGAAGAAGUAAACCGCUUCCUCACGAAAUCAAAAUUUUGUUGGCUGUUCUUGGAACUGUAGGUGCAAUAGCCUUGGUAUUAUAUCUGCUGAAAAGAAUUUUUUAUGAUAAGGCUCAUAAAAAAAGUUCCGGCAAAAUAAUGCACGCGUAUGCUCACUUUCGACAUUUCAAAAAGAAGAGAAAAAAUAAAAAGGACGAAGAGGAAGGCGAUAGGAAAGUAAAUACAAUCUCAGCUAGCAUUGCUGAAAGUACUAGCGGAACAUUGAGAACGAGAGAUUCCGAAGUAGCAAGCUCCAAUGAAAACUAUGGUAAAGACCAACAUACCGUGAUGCAUCCGCGGCGGACCCAUCCACAGCAAUCGGAAAUCACUGAAAAUUCUAACAACGACAAAUCAAGAAAAGAUGUCGAGGCUGUACAAGUUGCAGUACCUACAUCUAACGACAGACACCGUGAAAAUGAGCACAAGCGCAAGUCGGGCAGUAGGCGGCAACUUCACGAACGCGACAACAGAGAGCGGGAAGAAUCCAAUUCUUCGUCUAACCAUGGGUAUCAUGAGCAACACGAAAGAAGAAGGCGAAGAACACGUCGUCGUGAAGUACCGAACGAUACUGUUCCAACCGAAAAUAACUCGAAACCAAAACAAAGUCGGUCUGGCCAAGGCAGAAGAGAACAGGGAAAGGAGAGUAUAACCAUAGAAAAAAAUGAUAGGGGACAACAACGCCGGGCACAAACUGGAACGCGUGGAUCCAGGAAUCCCCAUCCUGAAAAACGAAGUAGAAGACAUCAUACUAAAUCGUUUUCAGAUAAAAGUCAAAACCGGCGCAAUAUUUCAGACUAUUCCAGCGACGAUAAACCAAACAGUUCUAAUAAAAAAUCAUGGAGGGAUAGAGCUUACUCGUGAUCGCUCUCCAAAUAUUUGUAUAAAACAGAAACUUGAAUACAAGGUAUAUCAUGCACGCACAAUUUAUUUUUUAUUUUUUUGCGCUUGAUGAUGCUGCAAAAAGUUGACAGUAUGCUAUUAUCAUUUUUUAGAAACAUCCAAAGAGCAAAAACAUGGAACUGACAUAAUGACAGUUUUUAAUUAUCUUCUACGUGCAUACGUACUAUUUAAAAUGUACAAAUUUUAAAAAGCGAUUUCCUUAAAUCUGUCAAUAUGUAUGAAAUAAUACUGAAUGUCACGUCAAGUUUUCUGUACGUAAUAGUCGUGGUCGACAUUAAUAAUUUUGAGAAUAUUUUCUGUCAAAGCACUCUAAGGGUACAUUUCAAGGUUCAUAUAACACCAACAAAAAAAUUGAGAUUUCUUCGCAGAUAUCCUACUGCUUGGCAUGGUAUAAAUAUAAUACAAAGGAACCAUUUAGCUAGAUUUAUUCAAAUUUGUUGAAAAUGUAAAAUCUUUCAGUCUUUUUUUUCCAAAUUUAAUGAAGCAAAGCAUUCUUAACUGCAUUUUUUUAAAUAGAGCAUAGGUUACUGGAUGUUCAGAAUUCAUACGAUUGUUGCGAAUCUCCUUUUUUAAUCAUAAUAGGGUACAGACUACCGAGUAUGUUUAGUCGGCUGUUUAUCAGAUUACAAACAUUUUUCGUAAUAUCGUAAGUGACUUACCGAACUCUAUUUCCCAAAUUUAUCAAAAUCAUUCUACCCCGAAAAGUUUUCAAUUGACCACUCUACUUGGUUGACCACUGCCCCUUAUCCUUCUAAAAUCACUAAAAACCAUUCUCAACGAAAUUUCUACCAAAAAAGUUUUUUCAAAGAUUUCUGUCAUGCAAUGCAGUUGAGUUGCUGUUGAUAAUUACUGGAAAGAAGGAGGAGCAUUAGCUAAGUUUAGGACCCGAAUAGUUUGACCACCCUGCCAAAAAUCAAGCGCUAUCCUGCAUUAAAACUAGGAAUAUUGUAUAAAGAUUUGAUACGACUAAGGAACUAUUUGUAGGCAUCACUACGAUUAGAGUUUUAAAAAUUGGACAAUAUUCGAUUUCACUUAUGAAAUUGUGUCAUAUUCGUAACCAAGUGCUGCCAAUAUUUAGUCAACUUAUAUUCAUGACCAACGACGUUUUGAUGCCAUUUCGACCGCAUUGAAAUCGAACCUUUCAGCUAUAUCGCACUUAUGAGAAAAGUAUGUAAAAAUGUUAUAUAUCAUUUUUUUGAAAAUAACUGAAUUUAAGCAAUAGAUAUAUAUUAUAUUUGUAUACAAAAUCGCUCCCGGAAAAAAGUUUAACGAAUUUUUCACCAACAGUUAAUUCAAAAUAUUGCAAUAAUUUUGCAUGCUCAAUUCUUUAUGAGAUCUCAUAUUCAAAUAUUAUAAUCAAUUUCUUAUCUAUAUAUUCAAAAUUCCACCCGCAUAGGAACGGACAAUUUAUUUUUUGUUGAACCGUCCGGCAAAUGCGGUUGGUGGCGCGAUAAUUGACUCUAGGAGACAAAGCCGCCUCCUAUUAUUUAAGUUGGGAUGGUUCAUGGACAAUUAUUUACAACCAUGAUAUUAGUUUUAUUAAGGCAACACUAAAGACAUAAAAACAUGUUGACUUAUGUGGGCUGGUAUAUAUACUUUGCUGUUAUUUAUUGAAUUUGUAAAAAUAA